CGGCGGCGGCGCGGCGGCGCCGAGGGGCAGCGGGUGGCAGGAGGCCGGGGGCGCGGGGGCCCCGGGCAGCGGCGCUCAGGGCCCCGGCGGCCGGCGGCGGCCUUGGGGCCGGGGGGAGUCCAGCCCGGAUAUUGAGUGCAGCCAUUGAGAAAAGCCAAACUCUUGUGUGUGUGCGUCUCGAAUAGCCCCCAAGAUGGCCGCCAAUGUAGGAUCGAUGUUUCAAUAUUGGAAGCGAUUUGAUCUACGGCGACUCCAGAAGGAGCUUAAUUCCGUCGCUUCCGAGCUAUCUGCACGGCAGGAGGAGAGUGAACAUUCUCAUAAACAUUUAAUUGAACUCCGCCGGGAAUUUAAGAAAAAUGUACCUGAGGAAAUCAGAGAGAUGGUGGCUCCUGUGUUAAAAAGCUUCCAAGCCGAGGUGGUGGCACUUAGUAAGAGAAGUCAAGAGGCUGAGGCUGCUUUUCUGAGUGUUUACAAGCAGCUCAUCGAGGCACCAGACCCCGUGCCCGUGUUUGAGGCAGCACGUGGCCCAGACGACAGACUGCAGCCCCCCAGCCUCGACCCCAGCGGGCAGCCCCAGCGCGACCCCCACACUCCCUGGAAGAGACACCCUGAGCUCUUUGGCCCCAAAGAGCAGAGAGAGGGGGCAUCCCCAGCAGGACCCACGCUGACCGACAGUGGCCGCCUUCCAGGCCUGCCCAGCAAAGCUCUCCUGACUGACACUUUGCUACAGAGAAAUGAGACGGAGAAACAGAAGGGCCUUCAAGAAGUCCAGAUCACUCUGGCGGCCAGGCUGGGGGAGGCGGAAGAGAAGAUCAAGGUCCUGCAUUCAGCGUUAAAGGCCACGCAGACUGAGCUGCUGGAGCUGCGGAGGAAGUACGAUGAGGAGGCGGCGUCCAAGGCAGAUGAAGUUGGCCUGAUCAUGACCAACCUGGAGAAGGCCAACCAGCGAGCUGAGGCUGCCCAGCGGGAAGUGGAGAGUCUCAGGGAACAGCUGGCCUCUGUCAACAGCUCCAUCCGCCUGGCCUGCUGUUCCCCUCAGGGACACGGUGGGGACAAAGUGAGCUUCGCGCUGUGCUCAGGGCCCCGGCUGGAGGCAGCUCUGGCCUCCAAGGACCGCGAGAUCCUGCGGCUGCUCAAGGACGCACAGCUCCUGCAGAGCUCGCUGCAGGAGCUGGAGGAGGCCUCCACCAGCCAGAUCGCAGACCUGGAGCACCAGCUCGCUGCCAAGUCCGAGGCCAUCGAGAAACUGGAAGAGAAGCUGCAGGCGCAGUCGGAUUAUGAAGAGAUAAAGACGGAGCUGAGCAUCCUGAAAGCCAUGAAGCUGGCCUCCAGCACCUGCAGCCUCCCCCAGGGUCUGGCCAAGCCUGAAGACUCACUGCUCCUGGCCAAGGAGGCCUUCUUCCCUGCACAGAAAUUCCUUCUGGAAAAGCCAGGCAUCCUGGCCAGCCCUGAGGAAGAUCCCUCAGAGGACGACUCCAUCAAGGAUUCCCUGGGCACGGAACAGCCCUACCCAUCCCCUCCACAGCUGCCGCCGCCGCCACCCGGGCCUGAAGACCCCUUGUCCCCUGGCCCUGGGCAGCCACUGCUGGGCCCCGAGGGGCCACGGCCCUUCUCCCUGUCCCCGUUCCCUGGCCUGGCCGCAGGGGACAGACUGACGGGGGACACACUGCUCCCCAAGCACGUGGUGCCCCCAGCCACCUUCAAGGGGGAGGCAGGCGGCCUGUUAAUGUUCCCCCCAGCCUUCUUCAGCACCAAGCCCCCCGUGACCCCUGCUACUCCUGCCCCCCCCGAACCCCCUGAGUCCAUGGAGGGUGGCAGCGGGGGACCCACGGGGGCCGGCACAGAAGAAGAGCCUCUGGACACGGCGGAGAUCGCCUUCCAGGUGAAGGAGCAGCUGCUCAAGCACAACAUCGGCCAGCGCGUGUUUGGCCACUACGUGCUGGGGCUGUCGCAGGGCUCUGUCAGCGAGAUCCUGGCUCGGCCCAAACCCUGGCGCAAACUCACCGUCAAGGGCAAGGAGCCCUUUCUGAAGAUGCGCCAGUUCCUGGCCGACGAGCAGAAUGUGCUGGCCCUGCGCACCAUCCAGGUGCGCCAGCGAGGCAGCAUCACCCCCAGAAUCCGCACCCCGGAGACAGGCUCAGACGACGCCAUCAAGAGCAUCCUGGAGCAGGCCAAGAAGGAGAUUGAAUCCCAGAAAGGGGGUGAGCCCAAGAACUCCACCACCCCACUGAGCAUCGCCAACAGCUCGGCCUCCACCAGCACCUCAGAGGAUGCCAUCAAGAACAUUCUGGAACAAGCCCGGCGUGAGAUGCAGGCGCAGCAGCAGGCCCUGCUGGACAUGGAGGCCUGUCCUCGGGGCCGCUCGGUGCCCCCAUCGCCCCCCGAGCGGCCCCCGCCGGCAGCUGGGAGCCAGAACGGGGCCCCCGCCCUGGUGAAGCAGGAGGACAUGGGCACGGGUGGGGGUCCCACGCACACGCCGCUCCCGGUGCUGUCCCCAGCUGCCUUCGUGCAGAGCAUCAUCCGCAAGGUCAAGUCCGAGAUCGGAGACGCCGGCUACUUCGACCACCACUGGGCCUCAGACCGUGGCCUGCUCGGCCGACCCUAUGCCUCUGUGUCACCCUCGUUGUCCUCCUCCUCCUCCUCCGGCUACUCCGGCCAGCCCAACGGGCGGGCCUGGCCCAGGGGAGAUGAGGCGGCCGCGGGCCCCGAGGACGAAGGCCCAGGAGGGGAGGACGAGCCCGGCAGGGUGGCUGAGCUCAAGGCCGAGAGCAGCGCAGAGGUGGGUGGUCGCCUGGCCUACUUCCCGGCCUACGUGCCGCGCUCGCUCAAGCCCACUGUGCCGCCACUGACGCCCGAGCAGUACGAGCUCUACAUGUACCGCGAGGUGGACACGCUGGAGCUCACGCGCCAGGUCAAGGAGAAGCUGGCCAAGAACGGCAUCUGCCAGCGCAUCUUCGGGGAGAAGGUGCUGGGCCUGUCCCAGGGCAGCGUGAGUGACAUGCUGUCCCGGCCGAAGCCCUGGAGCAAACUGACCCAGAAGGGCCGAGAGCCAUUCAUCCGUAUGCAGCUGUGGCUCUCAGACCAGCUCGGCCAGGCCGUGGGCCAGCCCAGCACCACGCAGGCCAGCCCCACUGAGCCCCGGGCCUCUCCGUCACCACCCCCCAGCCCCACCGAGCCGGAGAAGAGCGUCCAGGAGCCCCUGAGCCUGUCUCUGGAGAGCAGCAAAGAGAACCAACAGCCCGAUGGGCGGCCCAGCUCCACGUUGGGAGGGAAGGCGUAUUCUGGCAGCCAGGCAGCAGGGGGCAUCCAGGAGGUCGUGGCCAUGUCCCCUGAGCUGGACACGUAUUCCAUCACCAAGAGAGUCAAAGAGGUUCUCACAGACAACAAUCUAGGGCAGCGCCUGUUCGGGGAGAGCAUCCUGGGCCUGACGCAGGGUUCCGUGUCCGACCUGCUGUCCCGCCCCAAGCCCUGGCACAAGCUGAGCCUCAAGGGCCGGGAGCCAUUUGUGCGCAUGCAGCUGUGGCUCAGUGACCCCCACAACGUGCAGAAGCUGCGGGACAUGAAGAAGCUGGAGAAGAAGGCCUACCUGAAGCGCAGGUACGGCCUCAUCAGCACUGGCUCAGACAGCGAGUCCCCGGCCACCCGCUCUGAGUGCCCCAGCCCCUGCCUGCAGCCCCCGGACCUGAGCCUCCUGCAGAUCAAGAAGCCCCGCGUGGUGCUGGCGCCCGAGGAGAAGGAGGCGCUGCGCAAGGCCUACCAGCUGGAGCCCUACCCCUCCCAGCAGACCAUCGAGCUGCUGUCCUUCCAGCUCAACCUCAAGACCAACACCGUCAUCAACUGGUUCCACAACUACAGAUGAGAUUAAAAAGAAGAACACUUGUUCAAAGCCAUCACGAGACACUCAGAUCGACCAAAACUCGAUCGCCUCUGAAUGCACUCCCACCUGUCUGUGAGACACUGCGCUGAGAAAGUCCAGGAGACUCUAAAGGAAAGCUCCGUGCCAUCGAAGAUGAGCUUCGUGACGGUGGCCUGUCCCAAGACCCCAAGGACCAUCCCAGGCCCCUCGUCAGAGGCACAGUGGGCUGGACCUUCGCCUCACCUGCCACGCCCGAGUCAGCGUCUCAAACCCGGGCUCUCAGCUGUGCUGUCAGGUGGGCCCUGGUGCUGUUUCUAGAAGACACCUGCAACUACCAGUCCACGCAGAACCAACAGGGCUGCCUUCCUGCCCCCCCUCGACUUCACGCCCAACCCAGCUGCAGGGGCAGGAGGGCCCGGCUGGGACGCAGCCAUCACCCACUGAUUUGCGGAGCCUGUCAUUCUUGCUUCUAUUCCUUUUUGCAAACUCUCUGUGGGAAGGCUGAGCUGGGUGCCCCCACCCAAGAUGAACACCAGAAUGACAGUGUAAAGAUGGCCACCAGUGGGGCCAGGCCAGUGCCCCAGGGGUAGGUGGCCAAGGGAGCACGCCAAGGAGGGCAUCCUGGCAGAUGGCACCUGCCCCCAGCAAGUCCACUGUUCACAUUUUUAUCCAGAGGAAGGUAUUUUUAUAUUCUGACACUAGCAAACAGUGACCACUUUUCCGAGCACUCAGAUCUGGAAUAAACUCAUCACCGUCUGAGACAACGGUGGGAAGGGUUGGGGAACAAACCCCCUUUUUACUGUUGGAACCCACCCAGCGUGGAGACCCAGGGUUCCCUACAGACUCUGAUUCUUUGAGAACCAAAUCUGGCUUUUGAGUGAUGGGAUUUGUCUAAGCACUUAGCAUAGUCUCCUGAACAAAGAAAUCCUGUUGUCCUGGAAGCUAGCAGGCCUCGAACACCUUGGGGGGGGGGUGACCACACCCUCUAGCAGUCCAAAUGAAACGGACCCACAAUGCCAUUUCUAUGAGAGAUUGAUAAACUUUGUUUAAAAUUUGGAGAGAAAAAAAAAAGGACACAUUCUGUCAGUGCACCUCUCAAUACAGAAUUGUAUAAUAA
Molecule: messenger RNA, 4973 nt
Organism: Erinaceus europaeus (western European hedgehog)
Lineage: Eukaryota; Metazoa; Chordata; Mammalia; Eulipotyphla; Erinaceidae
Gene: CUX2
Product: cut like homeobox 2
Exons: 22
Coding region: 194-3859 (1221 amino acids)
Biological process (GO): regulation of DNA-templated transcription
Molecular function (GO): DNA binding; DNA-binding transcription factor activity, RNA polymerase II-specific
Source: RefSeq, a predicted model, not a curated record